AGGUUGUCCGAAUUAUAGCCUGUUUUGCAGGUCAUUAUUGUGGCGUUUUCAUGAUCAUCCACUAGACGGCGAUAUCAGCAACGUCUCUCCAACACACAGGCGUAUAUGCAGCACAAACUUCCGCAGAAGAAGCGCGGGUUGCCGUGGGGAACAAGAUUCGGUUGGAUUCCAAAUGGCUCCUUAUUCCCUACACAUGUGCCCUAUGUAGUGCUUUUCAGGUUGACAGCGCGGCACUACGCAGUGCAGUGUACAUUUGAAUGUGGAGGGAUUUGGAACGCAGCCUCUCCAUAUUUGAUUUGAGCUGAAGUUUGUGCUCGUAAUCCGUUUUGUCUGUAAUUACGAAAGACUCAUGGAGCUUCUGCCCAUCCUCGGCCCAGAAGAUAAGCCCAGAGAAAAGCAGUGGUAUGCUCUGGUGCCACGAGGUGAAGCUCCUGGACCCAGCGUCGGUCACACCUGCACAUUCAUGCCUUCAGCCAGUGGCGGAAAAGGACAGAUCGUGAUUGUCGGGGGGGCCAAUCCGAGCGGCAGCUUUUCACAUUGCUCCCUUAUAAAUCUCGACAGCCAUGAAUGGGACAUUCCUGAUUCCUGGGAAGGACUCCAGGCGAGAUAUGAACACUGUAGCUUUGUGUCUGAGCGCGACCCUGAGAGUCUGUGGGUGUUCGGAGGAGCUGAACAGAGCGCUAACCGGAACUGCGUUCAGGUUUUACACACCGCAGACAGAGCUCCGUGGAGGACAGUGGAGGUGAAAGGGACACGCCCGAGCCCGAGGACGUACCACACUAACUCGGCAUGUGUUGGAGACAGACUGUUCGUCUUCUCCGGUGGAGAGACAGGGGCCACGCCAGUGACCGACCCCCAGGUGCACGUCUUUAACGCAGUAACCUGCACGUGGUCACAGCCAGAGAGCGAAGGAAAGCCUCCUUCGCCGCGGCACGGUCACACGAUCGUAGCCGUCGGAUCCGUCAUCUACGUCCACGGAGGGAUGGCAGGAGAGAAGUUCCACUCUGAUAUGUUCUCUCUGGAUACAGAGAGUAUGAAGUGGGAGCGGGUGAAGGCUAAAGGAGACGUUCCUCCAGGAACAGCAGCUCACUCCGCUGUGGCUCUGGGGAGAAACGUUUAUAUUUUUGGAGGGAUGACGGCCGACGGAGCGAGCAAUUCCAUGUACAGGUUUCAGAGCGACAAACAACGCUGGACCCUGCUGAAAUUCGAAGGUGACCUUCCGCAGAACCGACUGGACCACUCCACGUGUGUCGUGCCUUGGCCCGAAAGGUCCGACACCGGCGUCGAGGACAAAGCAGAAAGCCGUGAGAGGGAAACGAAGCAUCUGUGCUUUGUGUUCGGAGGCAUGGAUACUCACGGGCUCAUUUUCAACGACUGUCUCGUCACCUUGUUAACGUGAUGCUCUUUAACUUCUUUUAAUUUGAUAAUAAAACACAAAACUCUUGGCUCAACCCACGUGUGUAAACGAGUGUGAAGUGA
This is a messenger RNA of Ictalurus furcatus (blue catfish), 1479 nucleotides long. It is a transcript of the gene rabepk, whose product is annotated as Rab9 effector protein with kelch motifs. The coding region runs from base 350 to 1399 and encodes 349 amino acids. NCBI's taxonomy places the organism in Eukaryota, Metazoa, Chordata, Actinopteri, Siluriformes, Ictaluridae. The record is from RefSeq and is a predicted model, not a curated record. The transcript is spliced from 8 exons. Gene Ontology annotation, molecular function: protein binding.